Molecule: messenger RNA, 610 nt
Organism: Linderina pennispora
Lineage: Eukaryota; Fungi; Kickxellomycota; Kickxellomycetes; Kickxellales; Kickxellaceae
Exons: 1
Coding region: 44-583 (179 amino acids)
Cellular component (GO): mitochondrial outer membrane
Source: RefSeq, a predicted model, not a curated record
CGCAUAUCCUGUCGUUUCUUUUUUUGAUACUGUCUAAACACCAAUGUCACAGCAGUACGCAGAGGUGCCCAAGGAGCCAGAGUACGAGGCAGCACCAGACAAUGUUUCCGAGGGGCCCCUGACAGGCUCAGUAGACGACCGCAUUCCGUCGCCGCCGACGCCUCCACACCUGCGCGGAUUCCCCUCAAUUCCCGGUAUCAGUCAGGACCCAAUGCAGCCGCCAGCACCCAAUGCAGUCUCGGACAUGCGCGCCUACAUUGCGGCGACGCAGCGGCAGCUAGAAUCGCCCGACCUAUUUGAUCCGCGUCACGGCGGCUACAAGAACAGCUUCAAGCAUCCGGUGGAGCCGCAAAAGAAAUGGUGGCAGAGGGUGCCGUCAUGGAGCAGCGUGUUGCGGUUCACGGCCCUGUACAUGGUGCUGCCGUUCAUUACCGGCGUAAUGGCCGGCAUGGGCGAAAUCUUCGCCAACGAGCUGAUGUUCCGGUGGGGAUGGAGGGGCGCAAGGCCGCUCAUGGUCAAGAACCGUGACAACCGCGUCUUCCCGGUCGCUGACAAGCCAGGUGCAGAUUUUAAUGUUGACUGAAAAAAAAGAAGCGAGGAAUAGAAACAU